Molecule: messenger RNA, 1797 nt
Organism: Pyrus x bretschneideri (Chinese white pear)
Lineage: Eukaryota; Viridiplantae; Streptophyta; Magnoliopsida; Rosales; Rosaceae
Product: endoglucanase 3
Exons: 6
Coding region: 9-1502 (497 amino acids)
Biological process (GO): carbohydrate metabolic process
Molecular function (GO): hydrolase activity, hydrolyzing O-glycosyl compounds
Source: RefSeq, a predicted model, not a curated record
AAGUACCAAUGGCAAUGAGACUAUCAUUAAGCAUCUUCAUCUCUCUCUUUGUUAUAUUGGGCAGUAGUAUUAGUAGUAGUGUCCAAGUCCUAGCUGCAGGCAACCCUAAUUACAGAGAGGCCCUGGCAAAGUCCUUACUCUUCUUCCAGGGACAAAGGUCAGGGAGGCUCCCCGCCGGCGCUGCCCAGCAAAUCACAUGGAGGUCCAAUUCUGGACUCUCCGAUGGUCGUCAGGCAUAUGUGGACUUAACUGGAGGAUACUAUGACGCUGGAGACAAUGUCAAGUUCAACUUCCCAAUGGCAUUCACCACCACAAUGCUGUCAUGGGGAGCACUUGAAUAUGGCAAGCGCAUGGGCCCUCAGUUACCAGAAACCCGCGAGGCAAUUCGGUGGGCCACAGAUUACCUUAUAAAGUGUGCUAGGCAAACACCCGGCAGACUCUACGUUGGGGUUGGUGACCCUAACGUAGACCAUAAAUGUUGGGAGAGGCCCGAAGACAUGGACACUACCAGAACCGUGUACUCAGUCUCACCAAGCAACCCGGGCUCGGAUGUUGCGGGAGAGACAGCCGCUGCAUUAGCGGCCGCUUCUUUAGUUUUCCGGAGGGUUGACCCAAAAUAUUCAAAGUUGCUGCUCAACACGGCCAGGAACGUGAUGCAAUUUGCAAUUCAGUACCGAGGUGCAUACAGUGAUUCCCUUGGGUCUGCAGUCUGCCCAUUUUAUUGCUCAUAUUCAGGAUAUAAUGAUGAGCUGCUGUGGGGAGCUGCAUGGCUUUUUAGAGCAACUAAUGAACUUUAUUAUUACAAUUUUAUAAAAUCCUUGGGAGCCAGUGAUUCAACGGACAUUUUCAGCUGGGACAACAAAUUUGCUGGUGCUUAUGUUUUACUAUCAAGGAGAGCACUCUUGACUAACGACAAGAACUUUGAGCCAUAUAAACAAGAAGCUGAGCAAUUUAUGUGUCGGAUUUUGCCGAACUCACCCUCUUCAAGUACUCAAUAUACACAAGGAGGGCUCAUAUACAAGCUGCCUGGAAGUAACCUCCAAUAUGUGACCUCAAUAACAUUCUUGCUUACUACCUAUGCCAAGUACAUGGCUGCUAGAAAGCUCACGUUUGACUGUGGUAACCUCGUUGUCACUCCGAUGGCCUUAAGAAACCUUGCAAAACAACAGGUGGACUACAUAUUAGGGGUAAACCCUCUGAAGAUGUCCUACAUGGUAGGGUAUGGCCCCUACUAUCCCAAGAGAAUUCACCACAGAGGAUCCUCAUUGCCUUCAUUGACAAGCCAUCGCCAGAGCAUAGGUUGCGAUGGUGGUUUCCAACCCUUCUUCUAUUCGCUAAACCCAAAUCCCAACAUCUUAGUUGGAGCCGUUGUUGGAGGUCCAAACCAGAACGAUGGAUUCCCAGAUGAUCGCGGCGAUUACAGCCAUUCGGAGCCUGCAACGUACAUAAAUGGCGCUAUUGUAGGACCCUUGGCAUUCUUUGCAGGGAGCUACAGAAGUUGAAUGGAGACCUCAUUAAUCAGGGGGGCUUAUAUUAAUUGUAGAUAACCAUCCAUUUCUGUUGUUCCCGAAGGGAAACGGGGGGUCUAUCUAUAUGAUAUAUCUCACCACGAAAUGGAAGGGAUAUUUCUGUGUGUUUCUGGUUUCCUAGUUUGAUGUGGUAUGUAGAUGAUGGUCGUAGUUGAAAAAUUAGAUGAUGAUCUCAGGCUCACAAAGAGGAGCAGCUUGUGAGAUCUAAUUAAGCUUUUGGAUUUUCAUGUGCCAGACUCAGUGUCAAAGAGUUUCUCUUCCUUCUCUA